Chrysochloris asiatica (Cape golden mole) is the source of this 435-nucleotide messenger RNA. RefSeq names its product calmodulin-like. The transcript is spliced from 2 exons. Lineage: Eukaryota; Metazoa; Chordata; Mammalia; Afrosoricida; Chrysochloridae. The record is from RefSeq and is a predicted model, not a curated record. Gene Ontology annotation, molecular function: calcium ion binding. The coding region runs from base 1 to 435 and encodes 144 amino acids.
AUGACUGACCAACUGACUGAAGAGCACAUUGCAGAAAAUAAAUUCAAAGAAGCCUUUUCACUAUUUAACAAGGAUGGUGAUGGAACUAUAACAACAAAGGAAUUGGGAACUGUAAUGAGGUCUUUUGGGCAGAAUCCCACAGAAGCAGAAUUACAGGACAUGAUUAAUGAAGUAGAUGCUAAUGGUAAUGGCACAAUUGACUUGCCAGAAUUUCUAACAAUGAUGGCAAGAAAAACGAAAGACACAACCAGUGAAGAAGAAAUUAGAGAAGCAUUCUGUGUGUUUGAUAAGGAUGGCAAUGGCUAUAUUAGUGCAGCAGAACUUUGUCACAUGAUGACAAAACUUGGAGAGCAGUUAACAGAUGAAGAAGCAGAUAUUGAUGGCGAUGGUCAAGUAAACCUUGAAGAGUUUGUACAAAUGAUGACAGCAAAGUGA